Diatraea saccharalis (sugarcane borer) is the source of this 1482-nucleotide messenger RNA. The record is from the annotation of a GenBank genome assembly. NCBI's taxonomy places the organism in Eukaryota, Metazoa, Arthropoda, Insecta, Lepidoptera, Crambidae.
GAUGUCGCGUUGCCCUUGACUCCCUCCUAUUUUAUAAUUGCUGUUUUUAAAAAAAUAUUUCAUAUUGUAAAUGAAAAUUGUUUUCAGUGGAUUUAUUUAUCAGUGAUAUGUGUAAUAAACAGUGAAAAUUGCUUAAGGUGGUCUUGAUUUGUGUUAAAUUGAUAAAGCGUCACCUGACCGAACUCAUUGUCAUUUCCCGCCAUUGUGAUUCUUGUGGACUUGUAUUGGUAAAAUUUAUUCAAGUUACUGAUUGUUUUUGAUGAAGAAUUAUUAGAAACUAAUAUUACAUGAACCUGAGUUAUGUCAUUGCACGGUAAUGAUGUUUGCUUGCUAGAAGUGGAAGAUUUCAAUUUAUACGAAGAGGAGGCAUCAGAUCACGCUUUUACCAGGAGUGAAAAGCAUAAUUCUUCAGGAAACAAAACUAUGGAGGCAGAGAAAAGGAUUCGUCGCGAGAUCGCCAAUAGCAAUGAACGAAGACGCAUGCAAAGCAUCAAUGCAGGCUUUCAAGCACUACGAACUUUACUUCCACGACAUGAAGGCGAAAAAUUGAGCAAGGCUGCCAUAUUGCAGCAGACGGCUGAAUAUAUUUAUUCCUUAGAACAGGAGAAAACAAGACUACUAUCUCAAAAUUGUCAGUUGAAAAGAUUACUCAAUCAACAUGAAGGUGGUGAAAUUCCAUUAAAGAAAAGGAAAAGUGAAGCACUAACUCAUGUGCCCACAAUAAUACCGGAUUCUACUGAAGAUACUGUUACCAACUCAAGGUCUCCUGAGCCUGUGGCUGUCAUAACAGUCUCAAGUGUACCACAAAAGAAGGAAACUGAAGGUAGUGAUUUACGCAUCCAGUUAGAGAGGGAACGGCUUCUACGGCGACUUUUAGAAGAACGCUUACAUAAAUUGGAAACACAGAUGUAUCCUGAGGGUAGAGAGCAGCAUCCGCAUCCUGUGAUUCAUUAUGAGCAAACCAAUGUUGCAGAGUGUAAAAUAGAAAAAGAUGAAACAGAAGUGAUAGCAGUCUCAGCCAUAGCGGCUGUCGAGACCCCAACAAAUGCGCCAAUUUUAGAAGCUGCCAUCAAAGCAGAGCCGCGCGUGGAAGUGGAAAUGAUUGCUGACGCCAAUCAUGAACCGCCUUCACGUCUUUACAAUCCGAAUACAAGUCGGCAAAAUUUGGAAACUAUUGUAGAAGCGAUACGUCACCUGGAAGGUGAUCACCUGUUCCGUGAUAGAGAAGAGGCGGGAGAGGCGCCGCUGGCUUUAACUAAAAAGGACCGCGCGCCAGUGCGGCCCGGCGUUAUUGUAGUGAAGCAUUCGUGAUUGCACUGAGCAUAUUUUGGACACUCUGCUUGCGUAAGUCCUGGUGGAGUGAGCUCUCCUGACCCUCCUCGAAUAUAGUUUUAACUUUAAUUGUUUAGUUGUCUUUUCCAAAGUGACGAAUCGAUAAGUCUGCGUUUUUGUUUAUUUUUUACGCUGCGUCGGAAAUCGAGG